CUACCGCAAUCAUUUUCCAUGUGCCACAGAGAUGUUUUCGUUUAGGACACAUACGUCAUCUCAUCAAUAACAGGGCCAAGUUCUUCUAGAAUGUCAGGGGCUGUCAUGCUUCUCCGAUGUUUUCCGAAUGCCCUUUUCGUCGAACGCUUGACAAAGCAACAUGCCGUCCAGCAAGCCAAGGAAAGAUCGUCGGAUGACGCCUUCUCGCGAUCCGAAAGAAUCUUGUUCCAGGCAACCAGAGUGCCACAACAUCCGGCUAGAACAUCUCCUAUCCCUCCAGAUCGCUUCAGUCCCCCUUUUUCUCUACAUACCAUUAUUGGCGUCUCAGAAGUGGAAGACGCAUGUCGAAUGUAGUCCACCGCACCCUUCUCGAUGAUCCAGCAUUGCUCUGGAAGGUCCUUAGUCGUGUACCCACUGUCCAAAAGGCGUUUCAGUUCCAUAGCGUUGGGGGUGAGAAUCACCGGAGAAUCAUUCGAUAAGAGAUUUUCACGAUAUUUUGGCAAGGUCAAUAAAAAGAGACCGUCGGCAUCAAUGACUAACGGUAAAUUAUGCCGAGAUUGCGCUUUGCGAAUAAUUCGUGCCGUUGCUUCCAGAACUAGGGGGCAUCGACCGAGGCCGGGCCCCAACACCAAAACGUGAAUUUUGUCCAUCAUGCUACAUACUUCCUCCACCAUGUUUUCGACAAGUUCCUCUAUGUCUUCGUCAAAACCUUCACUCGGUAUAAAAUCGAAUUCUUGUUGUUUCUGACGACGGGCGGCGUUGUCGAAUUCAUUUGCUUUGUACACGGGGGCAACCAUAAGUUCUGGCGAAUAGGACUUGAGGGGGAUGGUCGCCUCCUCGGCACAGAAGCAAAACGCCAAAUCGGCACCGCAUUUUAAGGAGGCCAUUGCCGCAUAAUAGGGUGCUCCCGUGUAGCGCGCAGAUCCCCCCAAUACCCCGAUACGGCCCGAGCUUCCCUUAUAGGAAGAGGCUGAGAGCGGGACGACACACCUUUCCAGCGCUUUUUGCCGGGCCGUCGUGUCUUCCGACCACGUUGUUCCGGCCGCAUUAUUUGCGUUGUUGGCAGCACUUCGCAACGACGAAGAAGUGGACAGAGGCGUCAUUUUAACGGAAAAUGGGGCAGCUGCUGGUAUUCGAUUGAGCCCAGAAAAACUCUCAACAUGAUCAGCAGUUAGGUUGAGGAAUGCGAACAACUUCGUAAGCUUAUUUACUGAAAAGUUCCCUCUGGCGAAACAUUGACUGUUUUGCAUAGACCUUGUGAUCAUGACGCGAUCGUCAACCUCCUUCGUCUCAACACUUUUUGUGAUAUAUCUGUGGAGGGGUGUUUAAAACGAGAACUGGAACUUUCAGCAUGAAAAUAAUUUGAACUGGAACUU
This is a messenger RNA of Pseudo-nitzschia multistriata, 1376 nucleotides long. Lineage: Eukaryota; Bacillariophyta; Bacillariophyceae; Bacillariales; Bacillariaceae. The record is from the annotation of a GenBank genome assembly.